Molecule: messenger RNA, 1855 nt
Organism: Mastomys coucha (southern multimammate mouse)
Lineage: Eukaryota; Metazoa; Chordata; Mammalia; Rodentia; Muridae
Gene: Senp8
Product: SUMO peptidase family member, NEDD8 specific
Exons: 4
Coding region: 212-856 (214 amino acids)
Biological process (GO): proteolysis
Molecular function (GO): deNEDDylase activity; cysteine-type peptidase activity
Source: RefSeq, a predicted model, not a curated record
UUCCGGCCUGUACAGAGAUCCUUGAAGGCUGGUUGGCUUGGUGAGGCCUGAGGAAUAGACUUUUCACUGAGUUGCUUCUAUGCUGUAAAACCCAGAAUAUUAGAAGAAAAUGAAAAAAUAUCCGCUUUUCGAAGCGCUGUGAUGUAGGAAACAAAGAAUCCGCAAUGAUAACACACUUCUGGAAUUUCUGAGAAUCCCUGCUCAAUACAAGAUGGACCCUGUGAUCUUGAGUUAUAUGGACAGUCUGUUGCGGCAAUCAGAUGUCUCACUAUUGGACCCUCCAAGCUGGCUCAACGACCACAUUAUUGGGUUUGCCUUUGAAUACUUUGCCAAUAGUCAGUUUCAUGACUGCUCAGACCAUGUCUGCUUCAUCAGCCCUGAAGUCACCCAGUUCAUUAAGUGUACCAGCAGCCCUGCAGAGAUUGCUAUGUUCCUUGAACCCCUGGAUCUUCCCCACAAAAGAGUGGUGUUUUUAGCUAUCAAUGAUAAUUCUAACCAGGCAGCCGGAGGUACCCACUGGAGUUUGUUGGUUUAUCUCCAAGAUAAAAAUAGCUUCUUUCAUUAUGAUUCCCAUAGCAGGAGCAACUCAAUCCAUGCAGAGCAGGUAGCAGAGAAACUGAAGGCUUUCUUAGGGAGCAAAGGAGACAAACUGGUCUUUGUGGAAGAGAAAGCCCCAGCUCAACAGAACAGCUAUGACUGUGGGAUGUACGUGAUAUGUAACACCGAGGCCUUGUGUCAGAAUCUCUUUAGACAACAGCCAGAAUCCCCACUGCAGCUACUCACCCCGACAUACAUCACAAAGAAGAGAGAAGAAUGGAAAGACCUAAUUGCCAGACUUGCUAAAAAAACGAAGUAGCUACCGAAGAAUGCUUGUGAUGUUUGAAGUCUGGUCUUUCUGCCUUUCUCUAUGGUGACAGCCUCAGUGCCUGAGGGGAAAGCACUAGUACAUGAAAGUUUACUAUUCCUGCUUCUUUAUUGUUCUGAAAGAAUGUCAUCCUCUGUGUUCUCUGAAUGGGAAGUUUCACUGUAACCCUGAGGAAAGCAGUACAUUCUUUGAAAAUGUCUUGAACUUAUGUACCAAAACCUUAAAAAAAAAAACAAAAACACUCAUUAUACAGUUUCAAGUAAGAGUCUUCUUUUCUUGUUAGUAUAAAACUAUUAUCCCUUUUGGUCUCCCUUCCUUGUUGGCUUAUUCCAAAGAAGAAGUAAUGUUCCAAAGCAAAUCAAUAACAUAUGAGAUCUAAAGACAUGCAUGAAGAAAACAGCAGAAGAACCAACAUCUUUGUUUCCCAGCCAUAGUGAAAGAGGCAUCCAACUGGAAUUGGAUCAUUACCUAACUCUACUUAAGGCCUUCAAUUUAUAAAAAUAAGGCAUUCUCUGGUGCAAAGGCUUUCUCAUCUGCAAAUACUUAAUAAAGAUGACUUUAGCUCAUCUUUAUUUCCUGGAAUGCUUUAAGAACAUGGAAUUUCAUUAAAAUAAAUAGCUGUGGGCUGGGAACUUUGAGGAAGAGCACCUGCUGUGGUGUACAGGAAGGCUUGAACUCAAUUCCAAAUUGUGGUAAAUUAAAACAAAACUGAACAAAACCACCUGCUGGCAUGUGGUGCAUCUCUUGUUUUCCUCAGUGGGUGACUCAGCUCUAAGUGGGGUAGAGGAAUCGAGACAGUCUCUUCAGUCUCUCAUACCCCAGGCUGGCCUACAACUUGAUGUGUAGUCACUUCUGAUCCUCAGACCUCCAGCUCUGGAAGAAUGAGAUUCCAGGUAUAUGCUACCACCCCUGGCUAAUCUCAUUUAUUCUCAUAUUUUUCCAGGUGGUCUUAUUCCUGUUUUAUAAUAAAUAAAUGCAACGUCAAUUGUG